This is a messenger RNA of Chrysochloris asiatica (Cape golden mole), 1323 nucleotides long. Its product is annotated as succinate--hydroxymethylglutarate CoA-transferase-like. The transcript has 18 exons. The record is from RefSeq and is a predicted model, not a curated record. Gene Ontology annotation, molecular function: catalytic activity. NCBI's taxonomy places the organism in Eukaryota, Metazoa, Chordata, Mammalia, Afrosoricida, Chrysochloridae.
AUGUUGGCGACGCCAGCGAGGGUCGCGGCUCAGUGGAGAAGCAGCCUGCUUUCCAUCCGGGGCGGCGGGAGGGGGCUGUGGACCGGCCGCCUGCAGUCAGGCAUUGACAAUAUGAAGCCACUGGAAGGCAUAAGAAUUUUGGAUCUUACAAGAGUACUGGCGGGGCCUUUUUCAACUAUGAAUUUAGGAGAUCUUGGAGCAGAAGUUAUAAAAGUGGAAAGACCAGGAGUUGGCGAUGACACACGAUCUUGGGGACCACCUUUUGUCGGGUCAGAAAGUACUUAUUUUCUCAGUGUUAACCGAAACAAAAAAAGCAUAGCUGUUAAUAUCAAGGAUCCAAAAGGGGCAGAAAUCAUCAAAGAGCUUGCAGCUGUUUGUGAUGUAUUUGUGGAAAACUAUGUCCCUGGCAAACUGUCUGACAUGGGCCUGGGCUAUGAAGAUAUAGACAAGAUUGCUCCUCACAUCAUCUAUUGCUCCAUAUCAGGGUAUGGUCAGACAGGUCCAAUGUCUCAGCGAGCUGGUUAUGAUGCUGUUGCCUCUGCUGUUUCUGGUCUGAUGCACAUCACAGGGCCUGAGGAUGGAGAUCCUGUUCGCCCAGGAGUGGCUAUGACUGACCUUGCCACUGGUCUGUAUGCAUACGGAGCCAUCCUGGCUGGAUUGAUACAAAGAUAUAAGACUGGGAAAGGACUGUUUAUUGAUUGUAACCUACUGUCUUCUCAGGUGGCAUGCUUGACCCAGGUAGCUGCUAAUUAUCUUAUGGGCCAAAAGGAAGCUCAACGCUGGGGCACGGCUCAUGGAAGUAUUGUUCCUUACCAGGCUUUUAAAACCAAGGAUGGCUAUCUUGUAGUUGGAUCAGGAAAUAACCAACAGUUUGCUACCAUGUGCAAGAUCUUAAAUCUCUAUGAAUAUUUGGAAUCCUGUAAAUAUGUAUAGAGCACUAAUUAUCAAAACCUUCAAAAUAAAAAACAAAAAAUGAAAAUGCUAUCAAGUCGGUUUGCAGAAGAAAUGACCAGCAAGUGGUUGAAUCUCUUUGAAGGCAGUGGGAUCCCAUAUGGCCCAAUCAACAACAUGAAGAGUGUGUUUGCAGAACCCCAGGUAUUGCACAAUGGCCUUAUUAUGGAGAUGGAGCACCCGACUGUGGGGAAGAUAUCAGUCCCAGGCCCAGCUGUGAGAUACAGCAAGUUCAAGAUGUCAGCGGCCAGGCCACCUCCCUUGCUCGGGCAGCACACAGUGCAUGUCCUGAAGGAAGUCCUUAGAUACAAUGACAGCACCAUCAGGGAACUGCUCAGCGCUGGAGUGGUGAUCCAACAUGAAGCCAAAUGA